Molecule: messenger RNA, 1989 nt
Organism: Babjeviella inositovora NRRL Y-12698
Lineage: Eukaryota; Fungi; Ascomycota; Pichiomycetes; Serinales
Gene: TKL1
Product: transketolase
Exons: 1
Coding region: 34-1971 (645 amino acids)
Biological process (GO): pentose-phosphate shunt
Cellular component (GO): cytosol
Molecular function (GO): transketolase activity
Source: RefSeq, a predicted model, not a curated record
GCCAAGGCAAACUCGGGCCACCCAGGUGCUCCGAUGGGCUUGGCCCCAGCCGCCCACGUGCUCUACUCCCAGAUGAGAUUUAACCCAAAGAACCCUGAAUGGUUGAACAGAGACAGAUUUGUGCUCUCCAACGGCCAUGCGUGCGCCCUUUUGUACUCUCUCCUCCACUUGUUCGGCUACGACUUCUCUCUUGACGACUUGCGUAACUUUAGACAGUUGAACUCCAAGACCCCAGGUCACCCUGAGUUUGAAUUGCCAGGUGUCGAGGUCACCACUGGCCCAUUGGGUCAAGGUAUCUGUAACGCCAUCGGUAUGGCCAUGGCCCAGGCUCACAUCGCUGCCAGGUUCAACAAGCCAAACUUCGAAAUCUCUAAUAACUACACCUACUGUAUCUUCGGUGACGGGUGUAUGAUGGAGGGUGUUGCCUCCGAAGCCAUGUCCCUUGCCGGUCACUUGAAGUUGAACAAGUUGAUCGCCUUCUACGACGACAACCACAUCUCCAUCGACGGUAACACCAACUGCGCCUUCACCGAAGACGUCACCCAGAGAUUGGAGGCGUACGGCUGGAACGUUAUCUGGGUCAAGGAUGGUAACAACGAUAUUGAGGGUGUGGCUAAGGCUAUUGAGCAGGCCAAGAAGGUCACCGACAAGCCAACCUGUAUCAGAUUGACCACCACCAUUGGUUACGGCUCCUUGAACGAGGGCACCCAUGGUGUGCACGGUUCUCCAUUGAAGCCAGCCGACAUCAAGCAAUUGAAGGAAAAGUGGGGUUUCAACCCUGAUGAGUCCUUUGUGGUCCCACAGGAAGUCCAUGACUUGUACCAAAAGACCAUUGACUCCGGUAUUGCCGCCGAACAGGAAUGGAACGCGUUGUUCUCCAAGUACGCUGUCCAGUACCCAGAAGAGGCGGCUGAGUUGAGCAGAAGAAUCAGCGGUGAGUUUCCAGCGAACUGGACCUCCAAGUUGCCUGUCUACACCCCAGCAGACGCCGCUGUCGCCUCCAGAAAGUUGUCUGAGAUCGUCAUCGAGUCCGUCCACGACACCCUCCCAGAGUUGAUUGGUGGCUCCGCCGAUUUAACUGGCUCCAACUUGACCAGAUGGAAGGAGGCAAUCGACUUCCAGCCUCCGUCCACCGGAUUGGGUACGUACGCCGGUAGAUACAUCAGAUACGGUGUCAGAGAGCACGGGAUGGGUGCCAUCAUGAACGGUAUCUCUGCCUACGGUGCCUUCAAGACCUACGGUGGUACUUUCUUGAACUUUGUUUCCUACGCCUCCGGUGCCUUAAGAUUGUCUGCCCUCUCUGGCCACCCAGUCAUCUGGGUCGCCACCCACGACUCCAUUGGUUUGGGUGAGGACGGUCCAACCCACCAGCCUAUCGAGACCUUGGCCCAUUUCAGAGCUCUUCCGAACUGCAUGGUCUGGAGACCGGCUGACGGUAAUGAGACUUCUGCAGCCUAUAAGCAGGCCUUGGAAUCCAAGCACACCCCGUCGGUGAUUGCCUUGUCCAGACAGAACUUGCCACAGUUGGAAGGUUCUUCCAUCGCCAAGGCCUCUAGAGGUGGUUACACCUUGGUCGAGAAGGCCGAUGCCGACAUCAUCCUUAUUUCCACUGGUUCCGAAGUGUCUUUGGCUGUGGAAGCCUCUAAGUUCUUGGAGGAAACCAAGGGUAUCAAGGCCGGCGUUGUCUCCUUGCCAGACUUCCACACCUUCGACCAGCAGUCUCAUGACUACAGAUUGUCUGUUCUCCCAGAUGGUGUCCCAAUCUUGUCCAUCGAAGUCAUGUCCACCUCCGGUUGGGCCAAGUACUCUCACCAACAGUUUGGUUUGGACAGAUUCGGUGCCUCCGGUCCAGCUCCAAAGGUCUACGACUUCUUCGAGUUCAACAAAGAGGGUGUUGCUUCCAGAGCCGAGAAGACUGUUGCUUUCUACAAGGGUAAGCACGUUUCUUCUCCUUUGAACAAGGCUUUCUAAGCCGCGCCCGUUCCCUGG